Messenger RNA from Baudoinia panamericana UAMH 10762, 2008 nucleotides. RefSeq lists its product as uncharacterized. NCBI's taxonomy places the organism in Eukaryota, Fungi, Ascomycota, Dothideomycetes, Mycosphaerellales, Teratosphaeriaceae. Bases 104 to 1738 code for a protein of 544 amino acids. The record is from RefSeq and is a predicted model, not a curated record. The transcript has a single exon.
UUUACUCUGCUUACACGCUCGUCUGUACGGACCUCUAUCUGGACCAUCGACUCAUCAACCUUUACAACGCUCGCUGAAGAUUCUCAACCGCCCUCAGAUCGCCAUGGAGCAAGCACAUACGUUCGGCAUGCCGCUUCUGCAGAACCGCCGAUUAGAGCGUAGCAUGAGAGCCAAAGAGACGAUUGGUGAAGCUAUUCCAGAGAUCCUCCGCUCUAGUGCGCGCGCAAGGCGUGGCGUACAGCAAGUAGACCUCAUCGUCGACCCGGACAUACCAGCGCAUCACGGUGCGGAAUCUACCGCAGCGCUGCCCGAUGCUGGACCGAACAUUCGCCUGUUGUGCGCCGACACACUCGAGGCUGCCGCCCGCAUGGCAGAGCGACCGUUCGCGCAGCGGCGGACGGGAAGAGCCACGUCUCCCGAGACGAGCUCGCAAAGACCCAAUGUUGCCGUCUUGAGCUUCGCGUCUGCCUCAAGGCCUGGCGGUGGCUUCGUCGAUGGUGCCAACAGCCAGGAAGAGUUUCUCUGCGCUCGCAGCACUCUAUGGCAUUCACUCUCCGAUUCACUCUACCCUCUACCGGACAUUGGCGGUGUCCUCUCGCCAGACGUUAUGGUCUUUCGAGACAGCACGCCCGAGGCCAACGACCUUCUGAAGAUCGACAGGUUCUUCGUUGAUGUCAUAUCCGCCAACAUGCCACGCUUCCCCGACGGUCGCGGUCGCUCCGAGGAGCGGUUAGAGCAUGCUUGCACUUGCGGUGUCAGCUACUGCGAUCGCGAUCGCGAUAUUAUUGUCCGCAAAAUGAAAGCCGUCUUGCGUAUGGCGCAGAUGCGUGGGACUGAGCGCCUCGUCUUGGGUGCUUGGGGCUGUGGCGGCGCACACGGCCAUCCGAUAAAGGAAGUGGCUAAGCUCUGGCGCAAAGUCAUCGCUGGCGGUCCGCGUCAGCGUAAGCCUAACGCCGAGAGGUGGCAGGGCAUCAAGGAGAUCGUCUUCGCCAUUCCUGACCGGAGCAUGGCUAGUGAAUUUGAGCUGGCCUUCAAAGAUGUGCUGACCUAUGGUGUCAUUUCACCACCUGCGAAGGACGAGAACACUACCGUUAUUGAUGUCGGUAAGGUCGGGAACUCCUCUAUCGACGAUAUGGUGGUGAGAAUGCAGGAGCUUGAACUCGAGCUCGAGAACAUGCAGACUUCGCGAUCGAAGCAACGGCUACGAGAUGAACUAGCCAUCAUCAACAGAGAUCUUGCGCGAGCUUCGGCACUCAAGCGGCUUCGCGACGAGGGUCUCUUGCUGGACACAGAAGACGCAGACCCGGUCAACGAUGAGGACGAGGACUACGUGGCCGUCGAUGCCAUCCAGUCCGACGCCGAGAACACCUUCUAUAGCCUUGACGAUGGUUCAGACUCCUCAGAGGCCUUACCUGUCCCUGAUGCCUUCGAGUUUAGACCGCAGCCUCCCGAGCUAGACUUCGAAACAAGUCUAUCGGAAGACGAAUUAGACGGCGACAGCUCGAUGCGUAUGAAUGGCCUGCUCAAACCGUCUCCGCGAUUCAAUCCGAAGACCGGAUGGUUCAAUGGCAGUAUCGAUCAGCUUCACGGUAUGCUCAAGCGAGGUGGUCCGGACAUGGGUAGUCAUGCCAGUCCGACCAUGGAACCGGAGACUGGCGGCGGUUUGUGUGGCGUCGAGGAGUAUGCGUUAAAUGAUUAUCUGGAAAAGCACUCUGGACAAGAGAAGGUCGAACACUGAUAUGCCCUAUGAUUUGGUCACAAGCGGCGGAGUUUGCUGUGUUGGGUGAAUGCAUGAUGACUUUGGCUUGUACGCAACGCACUCUUGGUUUACGGAAGCGUGGCGUCUCGGAUUUGUCCUGGAUGGUGGCUUAAAGAGCUCGGUUGUGUGAUGGUUGUUUGGUCAUUCGCCUUUGAGUGUACGAUGUACAAUUUCACCGUAUCAUCCUUUCUAAAUUGAUCAUGGUCCUGAGUACUGGAGCAGAGACAAUAAGCUCUUUGCUCGGCGGGA